UUACUUUUCAAUCCUCUUCAAAACCCUUUUCUUUCCCAAAAACCCCCUCUCACUACAGAACGAAUCGCUGCUCGAGGUACAACAUUUUACUCUCAUUUUGCCCAGUCACUACCUUCAUUCUCCAUUCCUAUCAUCCAAUCCAUUCACUGAUUCAAACUUUCUUUGACCUUCAUUUUUACUCUUUCUUACUCUAGGGUUUCUUUUUCACCUCCAUUUUCGUCAUCUAUUUUCCCUUUCUUCAUCGCUCGAUUUCAUCCUUUUCCGCUUUAGGGUUUUCAGUAAAGCGGGAGGAGUUUGGAGCACCGAUUCGUGAAUGGAGGCCUCGGCAGCGGCUGGGGUCGCCGCCGCACGCGGCGUUUCUCUUCCUGUCUCCUCGUCGUCGGCUCAGGCUUCUCGCAAAGAGUGGCGUGCUGUCUCCGAGCAAUCGCUUCGAAAUUCCAGUGGCGAGGAAACGGACCGUUCUAGAUUAGGUCAGUCUGAUGAGAGACUGAUAUACGAGGUGCAGCAAGGGAGAGAGCCGAUUGACGUGGACUUCUGUUCAAUUACUAUUGAUGGAAGUUCGGGCAAUGAUAUUCUUCAGAGACUACAUACUGUGGUAAAAGAAAAAGAAGAGUUGCAGCAACUGGAGAUUGAACUACGGGCUCNUGAGAUUGAACUACGGGCUCAGCUCAUUGCAAGAUCAGAGAUUAUGGAAAUACGGAAUAGUUUUGAUGCUCAGAUGAAAGAGCACGCCAAUACCAAUGCUAAGUUUCAGGAGCAAAUACAUGAAAGGGACCAGAAGAUUUAUGAGUUGGAGAGGAGGAUGGAAGAGAAAGAAAGGGAACUGCAUGCAAUCAGACUGGACAAUGAAGCGGCAUGGGCAAAAGAGGAUCUCCUUAGAGAACAAAGUAAAGAACUACAAACUUACAGGAGAGAGAGGGAUAGCACUGAAGCCGAAAGAGCUCAGCAUAUUAAACAAAUUCAUGAACUCCAAGAGCAUUUUCAAGAGAAGGAGCGCCAGUUCAUGGAAUUGCAGGAACAG
Molecule: messenger RNA, 1021 nt
Organism: Nicotiana tabacum (common tobacco)
Lineage: Eukaryota; Viridiplantae; Streptophyta; Magnoliopsida; Solanales; Solanaceae
Source: RefSeq, a predicted model, not a curated record